Phycodurus eques (leafy seadragon) is the source of this 1357-nucleotide messenger RNA. RefSeq names its product ureidopropionase, beta (gene upb1). Gene Ontology annotation, molecular function: beta-ureidopropionase activity. The coding region runs from base 1 to 1152 and encodes 383 amino acids. The transcript has 10 exons. The record is from RefSeq and is a predicted model, not a curated record. NCBI's taxonomy places the organism in Eukaryota, Metazoa, Chordata, Actinopteri, Syngnathiformes, Syngnathidae.
AUGUCUGAAGGCCAGUUUGAAUCGCUGGAGACAACUCUGGAGACGUACAUUCCAAAAGCUGAGCUGAAAGAGGUCAAACGCAUCUUAUUUGGCAAGGACACCAAGAUGCUGGACCUCCCAUCAGGUGCUGUGGAGGCUGCACGGCACGGUGACUUUGAACUGAAAGGCUACAGCUUUCAGGCCACGGAGGAACAGCUGAGGCUGCCCAGAAGGAUCCGAGUGGGACUUGUGCAGCAUCACAUUGUUCUUCCCACAGACGCACCCAUCAUGGACCAGGUCAAUGCUCUGCACAACCGGGUCGGUCAAAUAGUGGAAGGAGCGGCCAUGUGUGGCGUGAACAUUAUCUGCUUUCAGGAAACGUGGACCAUGCCGUUUGCGUUCUGCACCCGUGAGAAAGAACCGUGGACGGAAUUUGCAGAGUCUGCCGAGAAUGGAAAUACCACACGCUUCUGCCAGGAGUUGGCCAAAAAGUACAAUAUGGUGAUUAUCUCUCCAAUUUUGGAGCGGGACGAGAUGCACGACAGUCUGUGGAACACGGCAGUGGUGAUCUCCAACUCUGGAAAUGUGCUGGGGAAGAGCAGGAAGAAUCAUAUUCCCAGAAUUGGAGACUUUAACGAGUCGACAUAUUAUAUGGAAGGUGACACUGGCCACACAGUAUUCCAGACACAAUUUGGGAAGAUAGCCGUCAAUAUCUGCUAUGGACGCCAUCACCCCCUUAACUGGUUCAUGUACAGUAUGAAUGGAGCUGAGAUCAUCUUUAACCCUUCUGCUACUGUUGGUGCCCUAAGUGAGCCUAUGUGGCCUAUAGAGGCCAGGAAUGCAGCCAUAGCGAACCACUGUUUCACCUGUGCAAUAAAUCGAGUUGGGACAGAGCAUUUCAAAAGUGAAUUUACAUCUGGUGAUGGACAAAAAGCUCACCAUGACUUUGGCCACUUCUACGGAUCCAGUUAUGUGGCUGCCCCCGAUGGAAGUCGCACCCCAGGGCUCUCCAGGACUCAUGAUGGACUACUGGUGGUAGAAAUGGACCUCAACCUGAACCGCCAAAUCAGUGACAAAUGGAGUUUCAAGAUAACUGGGCGGUACCCUGAGUAUGCUGAGGACCUUACCAAUGCUGUCAGACAUGACUUCAAGCCCCAAAUAGUGAAGGAAUAGAUACAAGCAAAAACUGAACCUCUUCAGAUGAAGUUCUUAACUGGUCUCACUUUAGCACCCACAUUUUCCCAUUGUCAUAAAGUUAAUGAGUCAAACCAAGCAUAGAAGAAACAGCGUUGAAAAACGUCAUUAGUUUUUACACAUUCUUGCAUGUGUAAUGAGCAUUUUCAAAGGACAUUAAGAAACUGAGGAAGACCAGCGUAUU